AUGGCGAACGACGACGACGACGACGAUGACGCGAGCGCGUCGAGCGCGACGUGGACGACGCGCGAGCGCCGGGCGCGGGCGCGGGCGAUCGCGCUGGAGGCGACGCGAUGGUCGGAGGUUCGGGUGAUGGGGGACGGGAUGGACGCGCGCGCGCGCGCGAACGCGAGCGAGGUCGAGGGCGCGGACGCGGGGGGGGGUGGGGGGGUUCCUCCGUCCCCGGGAGGGUUUCGCGGAGGGUUGGACGGGCGGGAUGGGGAAGAUCACGCGUCGACGGCGCGGGCGCUGGACGCGCUUCGGGCGCGCGACGCGGGACGCGAAGGGACCGACGGUGGACGGGCGGUGCGCGGGAUGGGAGGCGGGUGGUUGGGGGAGGGGGGUGUCGUCGAGGGUGAGGGGGGAGGUUUGGCGAGCGCGGAGACGUAUGAGGGCGCGGAGACGUACGAGACGGGGGGGGGCGCGGCGAGCGCGGUGGCGUUCGCGAAAGUCGGGGAACGAAGCGUGGCGAUCGGCGACGCGGGAGGGAACUUGGUGGUCGUGCGAUACGCGACGAAUGACGUCGAUAGCGUGCGAGCGUGCGAGAUGGGGGCGCACCGUGGACCGAUCGUGAGCUGCGACUGGAGCACGAGCGGAGCCCGUUUGUUAACCGUCUCAAAGGAUGGGACGUUAAAGGCUUGGAACGUGACGCACACGUCCAAGACGACGAUCCAAAUCACUAAGCAGUGCGAGAUCAACCUUUUUGUGGAGUUGACGUGCGUGAGAUUUCAUUCGUCGCAGGAUGAUGUGGUAUUCGUGGGGACGAGGAGCCGGGAGAUGCUCGUCGUCGACGCGGGUGUGGGUAGUGUCCUCGAGAGAUUCGAGACGAAGGCUGUGCCUCUUUGCGUGGACUCUAACACGAGUGGGAACACGGUAUUUGUCGGCGACGACGAAGGUCAAGUGAGCGUGUUGACGUGCGAGCCUCGUAUGAAGAAGAUGCUCUCGAUGAACUCCGAGGGCGACGCCGCCGUUGAGAAUCCCAUUCAGCGCGUCAUUCAGGAGAGAUCAGCGAGUCAGUCAGAGCGCAUGGGCGUCGUUGGAUUUUCUUCAAAUAGUACGAUUCAAGCAUCAGAAGUCGCAUCGAAGACGUCGCGUAUUCGCGCCGGUUUGAGCGCAAUCAUGCUCAAGGCGAAAAAGGCGGUGCCGAAACUCGUUCAGUUGAAAACAGGAUAUCGUCUUCGACAGGUGACGGUAGUGAGUGGAUCUUUUAAGCCGUCGCCGAUUCGGGCGAUUCGAUACUGUCCAUUCAUUGAAGUCAUGAGUGGUGCCGCUCUGAUGAUCUUUCACGAGUGCGGAGCUGUCGAAAUGUACCACGCUCGAGAUUUACCUUACACUGAUUUCCGUUCCUUUGCUUUAGCCCAAGUCAGUGAUUGGAGGACCCAGAAUGAUUGCGGUGGGGUCGUAUCCUUCACGCACGGACUCACGUUUGAAGUGCCGCUAAUGUCGGCCUCCAUUCUAAAACGCACUGCGAUUUACUCGCUCCCAGCGAGUUCCGGCUUGCCCGCGCGUGCGAUGCAGUACACAGAUACUUUCGACGAAGGAAGUGCAGAUGCCGAUGUUGCGACGGUAUCCGCGUGGUCGCACGACUCAGCUGACUUGUACAUUGGAUAUGCAUCUGGCAAAAUCGUCCACUGGCGACGAAAGCGAACUUCAUGA
Molecule: messenger RNA, 1689 nt
Organism: Ostreococcus tauri
Lineage: Eukaryota; Viridiplantae; Chlorophyta; Mamiellophyceae; Mamiellales; Bathycoccaceae
Product: WD40 repeat
Exons: 1
Coding region: 1-1689 (562 amino acids)
Cellular component (GO): Set1C/COMPASS complex
Molecular function (GO): protein binding
Source: RefSeq, a predicted model, not a curated record